Messenger RNA from Helobdella robusta, 384 nucleotides. RefSeq lists its product as hypothetical. Bases 1 to 384 code for a protein of 127 amino acids. The transcript has 4 exons. Lineage: Eukaryota; Metazoa; Annelida; Clitellata; Rhynchobdellida; Glossiphoniidae. The record is from RefSeq and is a predicted model, not a curated record.
AUGACGGGAUUCCUGGUGGCAGCAUCAGACAAAUCAACCAAUAAUGGCACAAGUUUUGUUAGGUCCUUUGAUCUCAAUCUUCUUGGGUAUGCAACUGAAACGCUUUUUUUUACAUAUUUUGCACCUCUGGUGACCACAUCAACCCAUUCAGUACUUACACAAGGUUUUGCUACCUUUUUUGCCGAUUCGAGUCAGUUAGCGAAGAAAGCAGUUGCGACAUCUUUCCGCACCAUAGUUGACCGGCUGUAUUGCCCAUCUUCGACCAAUAUUUUAUCAAUAAUUCAGAUAUCUCUUUUUUUCAAAAUUGCAUGUGCAGAGGUAGCCAAGAUACGACACACCAAUCUUCUUCACAGAGAUGUUUUAGUCAUACAGAUAAUCGAAUGA